AUGUUGUCCACACUCAGAGUUGCCGGCCGUAAGGCUGCCUCGCGUGACGCUGGCAUGCGCGCCGUUGUUGUUGCCGCCAGAAAUGCCUCGGCCUGGUCCAAUGUUCCCCAGGGCCCUCCGGAUGCUAUCCUGGGUAUCACCGAGGCCUUUAAGGCCGACUCAUUCAAGGAGAAGAUCAACUUGGGUGUGGGUGCUUACCGGGAUGACAAGGGCAAGCCGUACGUCCUGCCCUCCGUUCGUGCCGCCGAGGACAAGGUGGUCGCUUCGCGGUUCGACAAGGAGUAUGCUGGCAUCACUGGUAUCCCGUCCUUCACUAGCGCGGCCGCCGAGCUGGCGUACGGAAAGGACUCCGAAGUCAUCAAGGACAACCGUCUCGUCAUCACGCAGAGUAUCUCCGGUACUGGUGCUCUGAGAAUUGGCGGUGCCUUCCUGCAGCGCUUCUACCCCCAUGCGAAGAAGAUCUACCUUCCCACUCCCAGCUGGGCCAACCACAACGCUGUUUUCAAGGACUCUGGCCUGGAGGUUGAGAAGUACCGCUAUUAUAACAAGGAUACCAUCGGUCUCGACUUCGAUGGUCUUAUUGCCGAUAUCAAGGCCGCUCCGGAGAACAGUAUCAUCCUUCUUCACGCAUGCGCCCACAACCCUACUGGUGUGGACCCGACCGAGGAGCAGUGGCGCCAGAUUAGCGACGUGAUGAAGCAGAAGGGUCACUUUGCCUUCUUUGACAUGGCCUACCAGGGCUUUGCCAGCGGUAAUGCUGACCGUGAUGCCUUCGCGCCCCGUCACUUUGUGAAGGAGGGUCACAACAUUGCUCUGUGCCAGAGCUUCGCCAAGAACAUGGGUCUCUAUGGUGAGCGUGUUGGUGCUUUCUCCCUUGUCUGUGAAUCUGCCGAGGAGAAGAAGCGCGUGGAGUCGCAGGUCAAAAUCCUUAUCCGCCCCUUCUACUCCAACCCUCCCAUUCAUGGUGCCCGGGUCGCUUCGACCAUCAUGAAUGACCCGGAUCUCAACGAGCAGUGGCUGGGUGAGGUCAAAGGUAUGGCUGACCGCAUCAUUGAGAUGCGUUCUCUGCUCCGGAAGAACCUGGAGCAGCUGGGUAGCAAGCACAACUGGUCCCACAUCACUAGCCAGAUUGGCAUGUUCGCCUACACCGGUCUCAACGCGGAGCAGAUGGAUACUUUAGCUAAGGAGCACUCCGUCUAUGCUACCAAGGACGGUCGUAUCUCCGUCGCGGGUAUUACCACUGGCAACGUGAAGAGACUGGCGGAGUCUAUCUUCAAGGUAGUCGGCGCCGAAGAUAUUCUGCAGACGCGGAUCGCACAUCUCGCGCACCUGACGGGGCGGUCUUCAGCAGGCUUGGUGCACCAUCAAGUAAUCGAAAUUCAAUUCCAGCGACUCGCCCUGCAAGGCAUUGCGGAGAUUCUCGGAGUUCAGUCUCUCUCGUUCCGGAACGCCUGGUUAUUUUGUUUUGGCCAUCUGCAGAUCCGAAGAGAUGAGUAUAAAAUGAGGUUCUCCUUGAUGGAAGCUUCGAUCGACUUCGCUGAGACUUUUGAAGCCCUUCGCCACAUUGCGCCAAAGAACGCGAUGAAUAUCCAGGAAGACCUGAGCAGCAAAUACAAGCCAAGGGGGAUGUUGUAUGUAUCGAACAUCAUCCUUAGACACCGAGUGAACUCCUCUUCGAAUGGCUGGGAAGGUGUCGCUCGGUACAAGGUGAGGAAUUCCGAUAGGAUCUUCUAUAGCACGAUUUGUCUUCCUGAACUUGUUCUUCGCACUCUUCUUCGAACGAUCGCUCGCAGGAUCAAAAAGUACCAUAGUAACCGGGCACGUAUGGAAACAUACUCCCAGGCUCGACAAGAACACUGA
Aspergillus tanneri is the source of this 1860-nucleotide messenger RNA. It is a transcript of the gene AAT1, whose product is annotated as putative aspartate aminotransferase. Gene Ontology annotation, biological process: biosynthetic process; L-aspartate catabolic process. Gene Ontology annotation, molecular function: L-aspartate:2-oxoglutarate transaminase activity; pyridoxal phosphate binding. Bases 1 to 1860 code for a protein of 619 amino acids. The record is from RefSeq and is a predicted model, not a curated record. Lineage: Eukaryota; Fungi; Ascomycota; Eurotiomycetes; Eurotiales; Aspergillaceae. The transcript is spliced from 8 exons. Gene Ontology annotation, cellular component: mitochondrion.